This is a messenger RNA of Effrenium voratum, 1186 nucleotides long. The record is from the annotation of a GenBank genome assembly. Lineage: Eukaryota; Dinophyceae; Suessiales; Symbiodiniaceae.
GGUUAUCAUCAGCACACACGGCUCAGCAAUCUGAUGCACAUCAGUCCGAAAGGGCCAAUUGCUGCGUGCGAGGGCCAUGGUCAUUAUGACAUUGGCCGGGCCUCUGGAGCCGUCGGACAUUAGCGGCCCGCUGCUGUGCCGGGAAUGGCUCAUCAAUGACCAGUCGGAAUUGUACUUGCCGGAGCACGGAGAUUUACCAGUAGAGCUCGGCUGCCUGGCAAAGGUGCGCCGGUGGCCUUUGUCCUCAUUGCAAAAUCUUCACCUCAACAAGGAGGACGCGGCCCGCGAGGUCGCCCACCUCGGCCGCAAUGCCCUGGUCGCCGUGACAACUCCGAGCAAUUUCCGAAGGCCGGGUGCUUUGGCUGCUUUGCAGCAGGUCGCGGCUGAAGCCAAGAUUCACAUUGUCGUUGGCACCUUGCCCCCAGUAGAGGUGGACUUUGAGACCCAGAUUUCUGCAGUGCUCUCGGACUUGGCAUGCGGUUUCCCAAGCGCUGCCUCGACAGACGCCAAGAACCUGUGGCCUGGGUUUGUGGGGGAAGUCUCCGGCUUGGACCUGGCGCAGUUAGCCGUGGCGUUUGAGGCUCAGCGGCGGCAAGGGGUUCCAGUGCUUGUGGCCGGCGCCGUGAGCCGCGGAAUCUUGAACUUCCCCGUCGUAUGGAGGCACUGCGCGUUUUUCGACGUGCCGACCGACAGCCCUAUGGCCCUGAAAGAGCUGCAGGAAUUUGGCGCCUUCGUGGGUUUCUCUGCGGGCACGGAUGUCGCGUGGCAGGACUAUCCUGGCCGACGGCCGCUGAGGACUGAGCCAGACUUUGUGGAAGCUGUGAAAGCUUGUGGCGUGAAUGCCCUCAUCAGCUCGGGCUUGCGGUUCCGGACUGACCUCACAGCCUUCGGCGGGCCAGGUUUGGCCCAUGCUUUAGACCUUCUGAAGCAUGCAGGUGUGUCGACGGAGAACGUGUGGGCGAACGCGCUUUCGUUUCUCAGCUUUCCCUGGGUGGCUCCUGCAAAACCAGAGAAGGUGACACGCCAGAUUGAGUGCCAUUGGUGCGGAACAAGGAAAAUGGAAGGUGAACACUUCAGUAAAAUGGGUUUUGACUAUUGCUCGCCAAGUUGUAUAGCCAAGCAUCGGCGAGCGGAAUUCGAUCCUACCAAGGUUCGAUCCUACCAAGGUUGAAAUGACGUGUUUGCU